AUGGAAGUGGCAGGUGGCGAGAACGUGCGCUGCUCGCGCCGUUCAGCCCACUUAGCGCCAGAGCAGCUCAUCAUUAAAACGAAACUUGAGAUGAAGCUCACAGGUGGAGAAUCAAAUGACUUGGACAAUAUGAGGAGAAUGCUGCGAGAUUUUGUAGGAAAGAGAAGACAUUGCCCCUUCAAGACUGAGAGCUCCACCCGUUUCUUCAGGAUGAUUCCUCGCACCAACGCCGUGGCCUCUUGUCGAACGCUCUCCACGGACUCGUCCGCUCGCCAGAACCGGACAACUUUCCCCUCUGGAUUCACCAGAAACUUCCAGAAGUUCCACUUGGGAAUUUUCUGCACAGAAUCUGAAACACAGCACAUUAGCAAGCGUUCAUUAAUGGGACAAAACGACGCUCAUGACGUCUCGUACAGGAGCUUCAGGAGGCGGAUCACCCAGAGGAGCAGCAGUGAGGGUCCAGCUGCGAGCACACCGCUGGCCACUGGGCGGCGGUGUGAGUCCAGGUUUGAGCUGGAUACAGUCUGCCAGACACUGGAGCUGGACUCUCCUCCGAGACACCAUGAACCAGCACAGAGAGACCUGCAGGGAAACCUUCAAGAGACAGCGCUGGCAGGCAUCUCGCACUGUGGGGGUGUACAAAACCCGCUAUGCACCUUCACUGCCAGGGGAUGGCCUGACACAGAAAAUGUUCCACAACAGGGACGUGUGUGGAGAAGUGCAGUUCAAGAACAGGGAAAUGCUCGACAGGCUGGUUCUGAUGGGAGAAGACAUGCUUUGCAGCCAUUUGAUGUUCUGGACAAUACAUCCGUAAAUCAGCAGGGGAAGUCAGUGAUGAUGUUGGCGGCACCGUCACUGCUGAACGACUACUACACUAAUCUUCUCGACUACAGUUGUAAUGGUAUGAUUGCAUUAGCACUGGGCUCUUCUGUUUACCUCUGGAAUUCAGAAACUCGUGCUCUGGUGGGAUAUUUGGACCCGAGUCCACAACCAGGGCAAGCGUACAUUCAGACCAUCUCGUGUCUGAGCUGGAGCAGAGAUGGCAGAACUCUCUGCAUUGGCACCAGGCGAGGGGAGAUACAGUUGUGGGACGUUGAACAAAAGCAGAAUAUGAGGUGUCUGCCGUCACAUCUGUCCGUGGUCAGGGCUCUUUCCUGGAAACAGCAGUUACUCAGCAGUGGCUCUGUUCUUGGACGUAUACAUCACUUUGACCCUCGUGCUGCUACACCUCUGGUGGGCGCAGCCGUGCAGAAAGAGGCAAUCUGCAGCCUCCAGUGGUCACCAGGAGAAGACUGGCUGGCAAGUGGCUCCACAGAGGGCCUCCUCUGUAUAUGGGAUAGUGACAUCACAGGGGUCACAAGGUCACGUCAGCCAAUCACUACGAUUAAACAGCCCAGCGCUGUUAAGGCAAUGGGAUGGUGUCCAUGGCAGAGAAAGAUGAUCGCGACAGGAGGCGGAUGGAAAGAUGGAGAGCUGAGAAUCUGGGACACAGAUUCGGGGACUUGUGUGACUUCUGCCAACACAAAGUCUCAGAUCUGUUCUCUUCGAUGGGCUGAAAAGAAAAGAUAUCUGGUCACAGGUCACGGCCGUCCUCAUCACCAAGUCAACUGCUGGUCCUGGGAGUGUCCCUCCCUCAGCCCCGUCUACCAGCUCAGAGGUCAUUCUCAUCGAGUGCUGCACUUGGCCAUAAACCCUGACAGCACUCAGAUGUUCUCUGCUGGAGCAGACCAGCGCUUUCACAUCUGGGACAUGUAAUUAUCAACAUCACUGAACAUGGAUGUGAAUGUUGUUGACAUAUGAUCAGACUUGUGUAAAACCGUAUGCCACGUACAAUUUAUAAAUUACAACAUUUAUAUAGCACUUUUCCAAUCUUUGCGAUCACUCAAAGCGCUUUACAACACAUGUCAGCAUUCACACACAUUCAUACAGAGUCAGAGGCCACAUACAAAGUGCCACCUUCUCAUCAGGAGUGAUAAACACUCACACCAUUGGCCAUGCCAUCGGGAGCAAUUUGGGGUUCAGUAUUUUGCUCAAGGACACUUCAACAUGUUGACUACAGGCUGAGGUUGAACCACCGACCCUCCGACUGGUGGACGACCACUCUACUUCCUGAACCACAGCCGCCCCAACUAGAGGACUCUGUAAAGAUGUGUUUUAAUUCAUGAUUUAAAAGCUGAGACUGUCAGUAGUCAGAAUACACAUUGGAGGAAUGUUAUAAAGCCCAGGUGCCACUGCCAGUACAGCAAAAGCUGAAUCAUCUCUUGUCUGGAGUUAAGAAGCCUUUAUGGAGAUUAAGCAGUCACAAAUUCACUGGUGUACUCUGGUGCCUGGCAUUGUAAAGCUUUGUAUAUAAUGGGAAGGAUUUAAAAAGUCUUUCAUAACCAGUGCAAAGAAGCUCAACUUUUAGUUAGGCUCAGGAGAAUGUUUUUAAUUAUCAUCUAGUACAGCCGAAGGUAGACAGGAAAGGGGGAGAAAGAGAGGGAAAGGCAUGCAGCAAAGAGUCGGCUGCUAAGGACUCAGGAGAAUAUUUUAACGCAAUUUUUCAUUGUUGUUGUAACUUUUGUUCGAAAUAAAAUACUGUGCACAUGG
Cottoperca gobio is the source of this 2589-nucleotide messenger RNA. Its product is annotated as cell division cycle protein 20 homolog B-like. Gene Ontology annotation, molecular function: protein binding; anaphase-promoting complex binding; ubiquitin ligase activator activity. Gene Ontology annotation, biological process: positive regulation of ubiquitin protein ligase activity; anaphase-promoting complex-dependent catabolic process; positive regulation of anaphase-promoting complex-dependent catabolic process. The record is from RefSeq and is a predicted model, not a curated record. The transcript is spliced from 15 exons. Gene Ontology annotation, cellular component: anaphase-promoting complex. NCBI's taxonomy places the organism in Eukaryota, Metazoa, Chordata, Actinopteri, Perciformes, Bovichtidae. The coding region runs from base 1 to 1755 and encodes 584 amino acids.